This is a messenger RNA of Micromonas pusilla CCMP1545, 799 nucleotides long. RefSeq lists its product as uncharacterized. Gene Ontology annotation, cellular component: CCAAT-binding factor complex. The transcript has 2 exons. Bases 1 to 555 code for a protein of 184 amino acids. Gene Ontology annotation, biological process: regulation of transcription by RNA polymerase II. The record is from RefSeq and is a predicted model, not a curated record. Lineage: Eukaryota; Viridiplantae; Chlorophyta; Mamiellophyceae; Mamiellales; Mamiellaceae. Gene Ontology annotation, molecular function: DNA-binding transcription factor activity, RNA polymerase II-specific; DNA binding.
AUGGCGUACGGCGGCGUCGUGGCGUACGGGCAGCAGACGGUUGUGGCGCCGCACGUCAUGGGCGGGUUGCAGGCGCGUUCUAUCUCACACUGGUCCCCAUACGACCGCGUCGGCGUGGUGAACGCCAGCGCGCGCAUGAUGCUCCCGAGCGAGAUGGAGGAAGAGCCGGUGUACGUGAACGCGAAGCAGUACCACGGGAUCUUGCGCAGACGCGCGGCGAGGGCGAAGGCGGAGAGCGAGAACCGACUCAUCAAGUCGCGGAAGCCGUACUUGCACGAGAGCAGGCACAACCACGCGCGGCGGCGCGAACGCGGCGCGGGGGGGCGGUUUCUCACGAAGAAGGAGCUCGAGGAGAGGGAUCGAUUGGCGAAGGCCAAGGAGGGCGGGGGGGACGGGGGGGACGCCGCGGACGCGGACGCGAACGCGAACGCGAACGCGAAGGAAGGAGGAGGAGCGGACGCGGACGCGGGAGGCGACGACGCGGGCGAUAAGGAGACGCCGUCGAAGGAGAAGGACGCGCCCGCGAAGAAGACGGCGAAGAAGGGAAAGAAGUGAUCGAACGAACCACCCUCGAAUCGAAUCGCUCGCGUCGAGGGACCGUCGAUCGAUCGUCGCGUCUCUCGUCGCGAACGGAACGGAACGGAACGGAACGGACGACGCACGCGAGUCUUUUGUUUGACGUGUAGAUAUAGGUGGGGGGCGCGGGUGGGGCGGACGGCCGCCCCGAACCGCGCUAGCGCCGUCGCCGCGGAUCCUCGGUCGCGACGAGAGAAAAUAAAAUGUGAGACGCGAGGUCACG